Carassius carassius (crucian carp) is the source of this 2595-nucleotide messenger RNA. It is a transcript of the gene lratd1, whose product is annotated as LRAT domain containing 1. The coding region runs from base 194 to 976 and encodes 260 amino acids. Lineage: Eukaryota; Metazoa; Chordata; Actinopteri; Cypriniformes; Cyprinidae. The transcript is spliced from 2 exons. The record is from RefSeq and is a predicted model, not a curated record.
UGCGGCGGUGCAAAGUGUUAGAAAAUCCAGUGUACCUUGGAGGACACGUAAGGGGGAGGAAAACGUGUUUUGUUUUGGAGACCUUGCGGGAUACACACAGCGCAAGCACCGAUGGAGAGAAAGGACCAUUAGCCAUAGUCCUGGGGAAAUACGCAGAAGCAGUAUUCCAUGUCUCUUCUCUGCCCUGUUAUUGAUGGGAAACCAACUGGACCGGAUCACCCACCUGAACUACAGCGAGCUACCCACCGGGGAUCCAUCGGGCAUCGAGAAGGACGAGUUACGUGUUGGCGUGGCGUAUUUCUUUUCCGAUGAGGAGGAAGAACUGGACGAUCGAUCGCAGUCUGACAGCUUUAAAGACAACAACAGCCCGAGCAAAGACGGCCCGGUUGCGCUCAACGAGAUCGAGUACUCGGCGUUCUGCUGCCAGGAAUGUAUAUACUCCAAACUGCGAGAGAACGAGGACCUGAAUGUUUAUUCGGUGAAAACUUUAUUGACCAUGUGCAAACCCGGGGAUCUACUGGAGUUAGUGGCCAACGCACAACCCCCGCACUGGGCGAUAUUUGAAGGGGAGGACCAGGUUAUUCACCUCUACAAGGGGGAAAUCCGCAAGGACAGCUUGUUUGAGAUCAGCUGCGGUCGGCAGGGCAGGAUAGUGAACAAUCGGUACCGCUACCGACCGCUGCCAGCUGAUUUGGUGAUGCAGAACGCGAGCGGGCACGUGGGGCUCAGCAGCGGCGAGAUUUGCUGGACAAACUCGGAAAGUUUCGCAGCCUGGUGCCGUUUCGGAAAGCGGGAGUUUAAAGCUGGCGGGGAGGCGCACUCGGUCGAGCAGCGCUACUUUCUGAAGGUGCACCUGUCCGAGAGCACCGCGCACACGCUCAUGUUCCGCAGCCUGGAGGAGAUGAUACGCGAGAGACGGCGCGUGGACGCCAGUGGCAUUCUGAAGGAGCUGUCACUGGUGACCGGCAAGGAAUGAGCGCUUGGGACUCUCUGCAUGCCUUGAGCAAGGGCUGCUUACCUUUAUUUCAGGACUUUGGGAGGGUUGUGCGUAUUUGUGUGAACAUGUUUUGUCAAAGACAACGCCCCUUUUGGUUGUGGUGUGAUGGCCCCACUAUAGUCACCCUGUACCUUUAAAAUGGAAAAAGAUAAAACAUGAGGUGUGCCCUCAUCACAGAUUGCCCAUGAACCGAUACAGCCCCCUCAAAUUCGCACCCGAGCCCUGCUGCGGCAGAUGGUGACCACGAUGCGUUCACAUGUCUGUGGCAAGCCGUUUUGACAUUUAUUCAUUAACACUAACAUUUGUUUUUGUUACUAAUACUCAUUAUUCAUCAGGUAAUUCUGAUUUGACUUCUGUUUGAACUACAAAGAAGCCAUUCUGACUAGGCUAGUCAUUACAUAUAAGUGAAAAAUCAAAUGCUAACAGUAUGUAAAAUGUUAAUGUAACAGUUGAGAUCAAUAUCAAUAGCUUUUAGUACAGGGCUAUUCAACUGGCAGCCCGGUUGCCCAAUCCGGCCUGUCGAUCAUCUUCAUUCGGCCAGAGGGAAGAGUAUGCACAGGUCACUCAUAUGCCUUGAAUUGUUUUAGCACUAAUUAGUUUGUCCACAAGGUGGCAACACUGGCCCAGGCCGUUUUUUCACAGCCAAGAAAGAAAAGGAAGAGACAGAACAACAACAACCUACUAGAGACCACGAUAUCAAUAGACGCAGCGUUCACAAGCGUUUGUGUGAGGGUUAUAAGAUAUCCACGAUUAUAGCUUAAACGAAAUAAAGACAGCAUUAUCUGUCAUAACUUCUGGUGAGAAAUAGUGUAGAUGCUGGACGAAGAUGAUUAUCGGAGUUUGAAAGGCUGCACGUUCAGCUUUUCGGAUUCACUGAGCAAUUAGCGAUUAAAUCCAAUUAAUCAUGAUUAAUUACAGAAAAAUGUGUGUAAAUUAGUUUUUUUUAGCGACUUACAGACAGUACUAAUGUUUUUAUAGAUUUUGGUGUUGGUAAUAUUAGUUUAUUUUACUCCUGAAUAUGCAUUUAUAUUUAAUUUCUAAUUUUAUAGCCCUAUCCCCUAUUUUCAAUUAAAUAAUCUAUCCCUCAAAUUAAAUUAAUUGAAUAGCCCUGUUCUAGUACCUAAUGAAUGGUUACUAGUCAAGCUGGACUCGGAAUAGUUCAUAUCGGAACCACAGAUCCUAAAUGUGUACCAUUGGAUAUUUGCUUGUCAUUAUUAAAAUUGUGACAGUUGAAUGAAUAAUUAGGGUAUAGUGAAAUCAAUAAAUACACUAGUUGCUAUUGGACUACUCUAUGUAAAAAAAAGUACUGAAAGUAAAGUUAAAGGAAUAAAGGUAAAACAGCUUGCCACAUGUCUCCUAUUUGACUUAACUCCAGAGCUUUAAUAUUAAAUGUGGAGCUCGGUUAUUGCAUAUCUGUCCAGCUGCAUUAGUUCCUCUAAACCCCUACAGGCGACAACACGUGAGCCUUUGUUUUCAUUCUGUUAUUAACAAACGCAGCGAACAUUUUUCUGUUUUUGGAGUCCAUAUUUUUGUAUUUCAGUUAGUUCGUAAAAAAACAACUGUUUUUAUUUAAAUAAACGUAGAUUGCCCUAUGAAAA